ACAAGGUGAAAGCUUAUGAAUACAUUGGAAAGCUCAUCAAAACUAGCGGCCAUGGUCUUGACGGAGUUGAGAAGAUGGUGUUCAAGUUGACCAGCGGACACGGUCCCAGGGAGUUUCCACGUGUAUACCGGGCGUUAAGCCACGAAGUCGAUCUUCAAGGAGCUAUGAACAUGCUCAUGUCUGCCACAAGAACUGCAGACAUUGGUCACGCAAUCAUUGAGUACAACAGAAUUAUUAACCGCAGCUCCUUCGCAGAGAGUAUUGAAAUCACAAAAUCCGUAACUAGACAGAGCCAAUUCAAAUAUGCUUUGGAAGAACUUACACACGAGGCGAAUAAACUACGUCUUUCCGAUGUCGUUGAUAGCCUGUACAAGGUGACUGGUGUGCAGGACAUCCAGCAAGUGCAGCAGGUGUUCAAGAAGGUUUUUGAAAUCAAUGCACGGUGA
This is a messenger RNA of Hyposmocoma kahamanoa, 446 nucleotides long. RefSeq lists its product as uncharacterized. The transcript is spliced from 7 exons. The annotation marks the transcript as partial. NCBI's taxonomy places the organism in Eukaryota, Metazoa, Arthropoda, Insecta, Lepidoptera, Cosmopterigidae. The record is from RefSeq and is a predicted model, not a curated record.